Molecule: messenger RNA, 1736 nt
Organism: Acipenser ruthenus (sterlet)
Lineage: Eukaryota; Metazoa; Chordata; Actinopteri; Acipenseriformes; Acipenseridae
Product: C-type lectin domain family 19 member A-like
Exons: 6
Coding region: 424-993 (189 amino acids)
Molecular function (GO): signaling receptor activity
Source: RefSeq, a predicted model, not a curated record
GGCAGUGCUGGCUUGGUGGCUGGGUACAGGGUGGUUGAAAAAGUCACUUGACCUUGACACAGUGGAAUGGAACCACAUCUCUUCAGUCUACUGCUUUUCUCUACAGCGCACCCCUCACACAUUAGAAGCACCUCGCUACAGUCAGCUUGAAAAGCAGGUUAUAAUAUCUGCUUGGAUCAUUGGAUCGGGUGAGGGUCCCUCAACAUCAAAAUCCCACUGAGGUCUGAGAGCAGUGAUGCUGCAGGGUGGGUGUGUGGGUAGCUGGCUGUGGAGAUCGAAUCCCUGAGUUGACCGGGAGGGACGAGUUGAGAACUAGCCUGCAGUGGAGCAGAGAGAAGAAACGGAGCAGACUGAUACACACUCACUCAGAAGCUGUGUUCACUGGCUCACAGUCCAUCUACAGCACAACACCCCAUUCUCACCAUGCUAGGCUGGGACAUCUGGGCAAUUCUUUCCUUUACUGCUGUUCUCUCUGAGGCAUUCCCUCUGACCAACAUCAAGAUCACACAAGCUCUGCCACUGCAGCUGGCGGACUCUAGCCAGCCAGCCCUCUGCCCUCUCUUCUGGACGGAGUUUGAAGGUCAUUGUUACCGUUUCUUCCCGCUGAACCGAACCUGGGCUGAGGCUGACCUCUACUGCGCUGAGUUCUCCAACGGCCACAAGUCAGCCAAGCUCCCAUCCAUACACAGCUGGGAAGAGAAUGUUUUUGUCUAUGAUCUGGUGAACAGUCGCAUCCCUGGCAUCCCCACAGACAUCUGGAUCGGACUCCAUGACCGGAGACAGGAAGGCACUCUGGAGUGGACGGAUGGCUCCCCCUAUGAGUACAGUUACUGGGAUGGGAACCAGCCGGACGAUGGCAUCCAUCGCAUCCCAGAGGAGGAGGACUGUGUGGAGAUCUGGUACCGACAGAGCAGUGCUCUGAGAUCCUGGAAUGAUAACAGCUGUGACAAAGCCUUUCCCUUCGUCUGUAAAAUCCCCACACUGGAGAAUUAGCCCCCCCCCCCCCAGCUUGUGUCCGUUCCUGAAGAGAACUCCUUCCCUUGGCCCCCCACACCUCCACCUCUCCAGCACUGGCAUCCAGUUCUGACCCUGUGAGACAUUGCUUGCAAUCGGCCAGUGAAACCCAGCCAGGCCCUUACACUCUCUGGAGCCUGCACACAUCUGAUCCUCGUUUGAAGCACAACAAUUUAUUGCUUGUACUCAGGUCUCUGAAGGGACUCUAAUUGUUUAUGAUUUUAUUUGGAAAGGUUUAUGACUUUUAAUAAACAUGCAGCUGUUCUCAUGGUCAGAAUGUUGCUCAGUUGGGUGUGCCUGGAGUGAAGGGCAGGGGGUCAUUGAUAGAGAUGUCAUUCCUCAUACACUUUCUAAAUGCACAUAAGACUGCAAAGAAUAUUCUGGGAUACCAUUCCUUAAGAGCCCAAAGAGGUUUCCUGCCUGCCUGGGAUACACAAACUUAAUAAUUCAAAAUGUCACUUUGUCUUCUCUUAGCAUCACUGUUUCUAAAUCAGUAUUACUGUAAUAUAAAAUGUAAAGGAAAUUUGUUACCAGACAAUUAUAUUUAUAAGACGCAGCAUGUGUUUUUGCAAUCUGCUGCACUUUCUUUUUAAUUGAAACAUAAUUAAGAAACCUGUUACUGUUAAAUGAGUAUUUUUUUUUCUAUCUAUCUUCUCACAUUCCUGUCCAUUUACUAUAGUGGGUGGAGCUAUGUAAUGCUAAUAAAACUGUUUACUACCCUG